Molecule: messenger RNA, 1215 nt
Organism: Neoarius graeffei (lesser salmon catfish)
Lineage: Eukaryota; Metazoa; Chordata; Actinopteri; Siluriformes; Ariidae
Gene: nos1apb
Product: nitric oxide synthase 1 (neuronal) adaptor protein b
Exons: 11
Coding region: 1-1215 (404 amino acids)
Molecular function (GO): nitric-oxide synthase binding
Source: RefSeq, a predicted model, not a curated record
AUGCCUGAGAAGACCAAAUAUAACCUGGUGGAUGACAGUGAUGACAGCUUCCAGUGCGGCAUUGCGUUCCAGGUGAAGUUUAUUGGCACUUUGGACAUUGUGCGUCCCCAAAGCAGGCUCGACAUCCUGGCAGCCAUGAGAAGGGUCCGGUAUGAGUUUAAAAUGAAGAACAUCAAGAAGAUGAAAGUCAGCCUCAUCGUGGCGGUGGAUGGUGUCAAAGUGGUGUUGCAUAAGAAAAAAAAGAAAAGCGCAUAUAGCUGGGAUGAAAGUCAUGUAACACUGGCACAGGAUCCCAUUUACAGAAUAUUCUAUGUGUCCCAUGAUUCCCAAGACCUUAAAAUCUUCAGUUAUAUUGCAAAAGAUAAGAAGAGUAAUGUGUUCCGCUGCAACGUGUUCAAAUCCAAGAGAAAGAGUCAGGCUAUGAGAAUUGUGCAGACAGUCGGACAGGCAUUUGAGGUUUGUCAUAAACAGAGCCUGGACACUGUGGAUGCAGAAUGGUUGGUGAAGUGUGAGGAGGAGAGAAGAGAUGAGGAGGACACUCCAGAUGCUGAUACCAACCCAGAGGAGAUGAUGCAGAAGACAGAUGUAAAGGUCUCUGAAGAUACCGUGGUGGAAAUAGAGCCAUCAGGACUGCUGUCUCUGAUCCCAGAGCACCUGUCAUUGAGCCACCGGGUCCAGCUCCUGAAGAAACAGCUCAAACAGCAGGAACAGAAGAGCCAGGCUGCUUCAGCACAGGCUGCCCUGCUCCAGCAGCAGCUGUGUUUGGAGGCACGGGCGAGGACAGAGGCUCAGGUUCGAGCUCAGCAGCUCCUGCAGCAGAAUGGCGAGCUCCUGCAACACCUCUCCAUGCUCAUCAAACACAUCCAGGAGCUGGAGCUCCGCACACACUCGUCCUCCUCUGCCAUGGGAUCUCAGGACAGCCUGUUGGAGAUUGCUCUGAGAGACAACGUUCCUCAUUUCUCACCCCUGAAGAAGCCUAAUGUGGUGCAUCUGGAUCCGUUCAGCUUCUUUCCAGAGUCUUCGAACGGUGAAAAGAAGCCAGAGCAGGACCGGGAUUCAGGCCAGGGUCAAGACGAAGAGCGAAGUGAGAGUUCUCCUACCGAGGCUCACUUUUUCUGCACUUUGGAGCUUCCUGGGUUUAGGGAAUCGGGUAUUGCAUCUGGAUAUGAAUCGAAUACGGAUGAGAGUGAUGAUAGGGAGAGCUGGGGCCAAUAA